GUCCAAUAGAACAGUGCAAUGGUAUUGGUCAGCAUGAUGGGCAGUGGGAUGAGCCCACCAGCAAGCUACCCUUUGUCAGGCUUUCGUAGGCCUCAGAGAAAAGCAGGUGCUGAAGGAGAGUCAUGAGUUUAGUGCAACUUUGCAGGGAACCCCCCAGGUGAGAGGCAGCCAGGCAGAAAACACUGGGGUGCUUGUUUAAAAUGUAACCAGUGGGUGCUAGUGCUUGGUCAGCUGCAGGAGUCGGCCUUGGAUUGUGAGUGAGAGCAAAAUUGCUUGUCUUCGCUUUCUAGGCCCUGCACAGAUGGUUUGGUGCGCUAGAGAAGGGGAAGCCAGUGGAGGGGUUCAGAGAGGGGUGACAUGGUCAGUGUGCCCCAGACUAGGACAGAGAUCUUUGCAGCAGAAUUCUGAAUGGACCUGAGUGGGACAAGGUUGCCUUUGUGAACGCCAGAGGGUAGGAUGUUGCAGUAAGUGAGAUGUGAGCCUGGCGGAAGGUUUUAGUUGGGUGGAUGGACAGAUUAGGCUGGAUCCAAGAGCUGUUAUGCAGAAAGAAUUGGCAAGAUUUAGACACCACCUGCAAGUGAGGGCCUAGAACGAGGUCUGAGUCGAAGACAAUACUCAGGUGAUGGGCCUGAGUGACAGCUGGAUGGUGGAGGAGUCCUCAGCGAUCGAGAUAGGAGGUAGCAGGCAGGUGACAUGGGGAAGAUUAAAAGCUCUGUCUUAGCUGUGUUGCACUUUAGCUGAUGGCUCGGCAUCUGCGAGGAGACGUCAGCAAGACAGGACGAGAUUGUAGUUUGGCAGCAGGAGACGGGCGUGGAGUAGAAGUAGAUAAGGUGUGCGGGGAGAAGAGCAGGGGACCAAGGACAGAGCCCUGUGGAACCCCCACGGAAAGAGAAGAGGAUCCCCCAAAGGAGGCGCUGAAGGAGCAACUGGAGCAGUAGGAGAACUAGGAGAGAACAGAGUCAUGGAAACCAAGGCUGCAAGCGGAGGAGCAUGGUCAGCGUGGACUCCCUGGUGGGGAAGAUCUCCAUCCCAGCUUACUCGCUGAGCGACGACGACUACUCCAGCUACCGGCAGCUGAGCGUGGAGAGUGACCCCGAGGAGGGGCGGGAGCCUGGCCCCACAGCCCUGCCUUGUUCUCAGUGUGGCCUGCAGCUGGCCGUGCGCGUGGGGCCGAGCUGCCCGCAGUGUGCAGGGGCCGAGGAGGGCCGGGGCCAGCGUGUGCUCUACUCCUGCCAACUCUGCCCCUUCGCCUCCCACUACUCCAGCCACCUCAAGCGCCACAUGAAGACCCACAACGGCGAGAAGCCUUUCAAGUGCCCGCACUGCGACUACGCCUCGGCUCAGCUGGUGAACCUGACGCGGCACAAACGCACACACACGGGGGAGAGGCCCUACCGCUGCCAGGCCUGCAGCUUUGCCUGCAGCAGCCUGGGCAACCUGCGGCGCCAUGAGCGCAUCCACAGCCAGGACAAGCCCUUCCAGUGCAGCGCCUGCGCCUACCGCUGCAACCAGCGCCGUAACCUGCAGCGCCACACCCGGAGCCAUCGCCAGGCGGAGGAGGGGCCCUGCUGCCGGAACAAGGCCCAAGGGCCGCUGCUGCCGGAGCUGAACCUGCAGGUGAGUGGUGCCAGCAGCCCCCGCCUGCAGGGCGAGGAGGCAGACGCCUUGCCGGAGCUGCUCUUCCCCUUCACCUGCCGCAUGUGUGGGUUGGUGCUGGACGACGGCUUGGUGCAGGACGAGAGCCUGGUGGAGCAGAUCUGCAGCCGCUGCAGCCUGGCCGUGCUGAGCACCGAGCCGGAUGAGAGCCCCCCCGAGAGCGGCACCAAGGGCUUCUCCUGCAGCCUGUGCCCCUUUGCCACACACUACCCCAACCACCUGGCCCGCCACAUGAAGACACACAGUGGCGAGAAGCCCUUCGCCUGCCCCCUCUGUCCCUACGCCUCCGCCCACCUGGACAACCUCAAGCGACACCAGCGUGUGCACACAGGGGAGCGGCCCUACAAGUGCCAGCUCUGCGACUACGCCUGUGGCAACCUGGCCAACCUCAAGCGUCACGGCCGCAUCCACUCCGGCGACAAGCCCUUCCGCUGCAGCCUGUGCAGCUACCGCUGCAACCAGAGCAUGAACCUCAAACGCCACAUGCUGCGCCACACAGGCGAGAAGCCCUUCCGCUGCCACCUCUGCCCCUACACCACCGGCCACUGGGACAACUACAAGCGCCACCAGAAGAUCCACGGCCCUGCUGCUGAGGGCUGGGCCAGCCCCCCGAGUGCCAAGCCCCGGCUGGCCCUGCCGCCCCCAGCUGCCUCCCUGCACUAGGACCUGGGCCUGGCCCACCGCAGGCGCAUGGCCGGGGGCUGAAAUGCUGCUGCUGGCUGGGGGCAGGGCCUUGCUGGGCCUGUCCUUGGGGGCAGGAGAAGAAGCAAGUGCCUGCGCAGCGGCUGGGGGGCAGGGGCCAGCAGUGCUGCAGAGGAGGUUCCCCCCCUCAGACAGGCUGGGCGUGGGAAGCAGGAACUCAGAGCCAUUGGUGCCCAGUAACCUGAGCUGGGGCCAGGGCACUCCUCACCCCAGCUGUGCCCAGCAAUGUCACUGCUUGGAAUAAAAGCCUGCCAAGCAGUACCCCAGCUGUGUGGAGCUGCUGUCAGGGGGAGGGAACAUACCCCCCCACUCCCCAUCUCACACACUGCUGUUCCCUGGAGCAGUUCUGCCUGGACAUGGGGUUCAGGGGCUAGGAGGGGGAGUGCCAGCUGGCCUCUGCCCAGGCAGCGCAAAGAAGCCUUGUCAGGGACCACAGAGCGUGGCCCCUUCCCUCCUCCAGCACCCUGGGUGCAGCAAGGGAGGGGUGGGGGGGAGACUGGCCUGGCCCCCCGCCCCGGGGUGCGUCUCAAGGCUGUGUAAUUUAUAUUGUGUAUAAAAGCAUUAAAGUCAGUUUUGGGGUGCAGAGGCGCCUGGCUAAGCCCCGGGGCUGUGAGCAAGAUCGAGCCCCUUGGCCCUCAGGCACAGUCAAGAGCUGCUCAGUGGGCUCCAGCAAGGGGGGGGUCACAGCAGCACCAAUCCCGGCCCUGCCCGAGUGCGAUGCCCUGUAAAUGCUGAUGUGUCCCAGCCUCAAGCUUCCCUGGGCCUGCUGCAGUACGUGCGCCUGGCACCACAGCAGGGGGGCAGGGCCUGGGCACACUGGCCUGUGCCCCCUGCUCCAGUGCAGACACAACAGGGAUUUAGAGUCACCUGCUGGGGCCCUGACCUGGGUUCAGAGCUGACCAGGGCAUGGACCUACAGGGGGUCAAGGAGUCGGGGGCAGUUGCCCAAAGGGAGGCAGGCUGGGGCCAGCCCAAGAGGGGCCGUGCUGGGGGCCCAGCUGGAGUUAUGGCCUCUCUGGGCUGCUGCUGCCCCCCCUCAGCCCAGGCAAGGCAGCCACACACCUGUUACCAAUCAUAAGCCGCUUUAAUCACUG
This is a messenger RNA of Gopherus evgoodei (Goodes thornscrub tortoise), 3451 nucleotides long. RefSeq names its product zinc finger protein 513 (gene ZNF513). Gene Ontology annotation, molecular function: RNA polymerase II cis-regulatory region sequence-specific DNA binding; DNA-binding transcription factor activity, RNA polymerase II-specific. Gene Ontology annotation, cellular component: nucleus. The coding region runs from base 991 to 2319 and encodes 442 amino acids. Lineage: Eukaryota; Metazoa; Chordata; Testudines; Testudinidae. The transcript has 3 exons. Gene Ontology annotation, biological process: regulation of transcription by RNA polymerase II. The record is from RefSeq and is a predicted model, not a curated record.